Python bivittatus (Burmese python) is the source of this 6889-nucleotide messenger RNA. The record is from RefSeq and is a predicted model, not a curated record. NCBI's taxonomy places the organism in Eukaryota, Metazoa, Chordata, Lepidosauria, Squamata, Pythonidae.
UGAGAAAGAGAGAGCUAAAGUCAGAGAAGCCACCCUGUGUUUGUGGGUAAAGUAAACAUUUGACUCUUGGUGGCUUCGUGGACAUGUCCAGUAUGUUUUCUCAGCGGCAGCAUGGAAGUGGUUGACCACUGCCUUCUUCCAAGAUGAUUUUUUCAAUUCUCAGUCUAAACCUACAAUCCUGGGAUUUUCUAAUAAUCUGCCAUCCAAGUACUAACCAGGUCUGACCUUGCUUUGCAUUCUGAGAUCAUCCAAGGUCACCUAGGUGUUGCUGGUCUUGGUACUAAAUUAUACAAACAAGCAAUGUUAGUUUAAAGAAAAGGAAACAUGAUUAGCCACUGUCUGGAGUAAACAUUUUUUUUUUUUACUAUUUCUCCUCUGAUGGGCUUCAUGCUAACCCACAAAGACCUCCCUAGCUCUUUGCUAUUCCCUAAUCACCUGUUCUGAAGGCUUCUCUCUCUCUCUCUCUCUCUCCCUCUCCCUCUCCCUCUCUCUCUCUCUCUACCCCUGCAAAACUGCCAAGGCUUACAUUUACUUGGGAACCAUCUCCUUCACUCUUGAGAAUAUUCCCUUUAAUGCAAUUUGUGUAAAAUCUACUCAGUAUUGAUCAAAUUCAUUCUGUACAUGAAGGAAUCCUCUUUUGUGCUACCUCCUUUCUGGGGUUCAGAUCCAAACUGGCAACAUAGUCCUGAGAAAAUCCAAGCCAAAGUACAUCCUUGACACUCUGCAGAGAAUAGCCAUUCUAGCUUCUAGCAUUUUAAAACGGGUCUUCUUGAUGGCAAAUGAGGUUCUUCCUAUAUCAUAUGAUGGGCCAGUGAAUCAACCAGCCAGCUCCUGCCUUACUGGGAUGCUAUAAAAUUGGCUAAAUUUUAAUAGUUUGCUUGUCCCUUUUUUCGCCUUAGAAAAUUGUGGGAGCCAAUUUAGCUUAAUGUUAUAUGCAUACCAGGCAUUGAUUUGAAAAUCCUGGCAAGGUAUCAUGAGCGGAUUCAGAACUUAUUUACCAAUAUGCUGGACUCUAAAGCAAGUACAGGCUCUCUCCAGCAUCCUGCCUUUAGCUGCCAGUUACUGGUGCCCCAAGGACCAGGGACAUCAGAAGAAUCAGGACCCCAGUAGCGAUCUUUUCUCCAACUCAAGGGUACUUGGUCAUAUGGAGCCACCUUGGCCCACUGCCCAGAGCAGUAAGGAAUUAGUUAUCAUAUCAAAUGCCUUGUCAGAAGCUAGGCUUGAGCAAUGCAAGAAUCUCAAAAGUAUCACAGAAACAACUAGGUCCACUUACCUCCUAGGAUGGAGACCUAUAUAUCUGCACCAGGAGAUAAUGUUGCAUGUUCUCCAGCAGCAACUAUACUGGUGCUUUCAGCAGCAUUUCAACGUAUAGACAUUAGGAGAUGCUGACCUGGUUCACAUAUGUUAAUAAGUUGUAAUUGUUUCAUUAGUAUUUUUAGUAUGCUUUGUGAGCUACAGUGAUGUGUAAAUCAUAGUCUGAAUGUAUUUUACAAAUCAAGCCAAUUCUGGCUUAUUUAAUAAACUAUGACUAAAUAAGCUCUAAUUUAGAGUAAGGAAAAAUAAUUUUUGCGACCUGUCCCUUUUUUAGUUAUUUUUUUCAAUCUCCAAAUCAGGAUAACACUGGUGGCAGUUGAAUUUUUGCCCUUCUUUUCUCUGCUUUCCACCAUUUUUUUUCCAGUUAAAAAAGGUAUGUUAGGUUUUCCACUGGCUUAACCUACUUUACUGCUUAUUUCAGGAGUGAAAAAACAAACAUUUAUAGUGUUAUUCAACAGUGCAAUUUUGGAUCGUUCCAAGGGUCACCAAAAGCACUUGAAUUCACGUAUCAACCCUUUCACUUGUCACAAUAUCUCAAGUAUCCUUGUACAUCAGAAGUACAAAGUAUUCUGAGUCUCAAUACUAUAAUGAGAUUACAAAGCUGAGUCUUGGUACUAAAAAAAAAAAAAUUCUGCCUCUUUUUAUGACCUAACCCACAGAGACUGUAGGUCGCAAAUCAGUAAGACUGAGGAGUGUUCUCAUUUCAACUUCCAUGUAUGUGUAGACAGGCUUUCAUUGUAAAACUAUCUCAGCUUCUCAACAUACAACUGAUCAUGUGCAACCACCACCAGGCAUUAAUAGCAACUUUCAGCAUGCCAACAAGGGACUUGACCAAAGUCUAAUAAUGGCCCAAUCUUAUAUUUAUUGCCCAAAAGACUGAUUUCCCCAUCCCACAACAACUUAGCUGUUUAUAUUAUUAAAAAUAACAAGUCAAACCCUAACCUGGCAAACAGUCUGGCUCCCAUCUUCUACAGUAUCUCUGAACUAGGAAAACAUUUAUUUCCAAUUUAUUUUUUAAACAUGCAGAAGCUGUGCUAGAAAAGGAUGAGAGGGGAGACAAGACAAUCUGGAUUUUGCCGGAAAUCCUUUUCUUUCUAAAGUGCAAGAACGCUUGGCCUGGUUCAUGAGUUGCAAUAAGCCUGGGUUUGCUUAAUUAUUAUUCAUAACUAAGCCACCGUUAGCUGGGUUUACACAGUGUUAUGUCAUAAACCUUAAUUUUGCAACCACAAUGGCUGUGUUCACACAAGACAUUAAACCAAAUGAAAUUAAUUUCAUUAUAGCUCAGGAUAUUACACAAGCCGAGUCUCUUUUUCUCUUGAGUUUUACCUACUUACCUACCUACCUACCCCCACUACCAAGUUUCCUCCACUGCUCAAGGACUGCCCUGGAGAAUAAUCAUUCAUUCUAGUCUUUGUUCCUCUACCUUAGAAACCCCUAACUUGGUGGACGCGGGCUGUGGGCCCUCCUCAACUGCAACUUUUAAAUGACAGCUUUCUCUGUAGCUUGGGGUGGCCAUCUUGCGAGCAAGCCAUGUCGUUCGGGGCAGCGAGCAAAACGCCCGCAGGUAGUGCAAGGGGAGCGACCGGAGCGGUGCCGGGACCGAGUGCGAAGGAUGGCUUCAUCGCUGGAAAAUAACCAGCAACUUGGAGCAUGUAAAGUAACCAAGGAAACUGAAUUCCAGUAUGUGGUAUAUUAUGCAGAGCAUCCAGAGUAAAUAUUCUUUGUCGGAGCGCUUGAUCCGGACUAUAGCAGCCAUCCGAUCCUUCCCGCAUGACAAUGUUGAAGACCUAAUAAGGAGGGGAGCAGAUGUCAACUGUAUGCAUGGUACCCUGAAACCAUUGCACUGUGCUUGCAUGGUUGCUGAUGCAGAUUGCAUUGAGCUGCUGUUGGAGAAAGGAGCUCAGGUUAAUGCCCUUGAUGGCUAUAAUCGAACAGCCCUUCAUUAUGCAGCUGAGAAGGAUGAGACCUGUGUGGAGAUCCUUUUGGAAUAUGGGGCAAACCCCAAUGCACUGGAUGGCAAUAAGGACACCCCGCUGCACUGGGCUGCCUUUAAAAACAAUGCUGAAUGUGUCCGAACGCUUUUGGAAAGUGGUGCCUUUGUCAAUGCUCUGGAUUACAACGACGACACCCCUCUGAGCUGGGCAGCAAUGAAGGGCAACCUGGAGAGCGUCAGCAUCCUCCUGGAGUAUGGGGCUGAGGUCCGGAUAGUCAAUAUGAAGGGGCAGACCCCAAUUUCAAGGUUGGUUGCCCUGCUGGUCAGAGGACUUGGCACUGAGAGGGAAGAUUCCUGCUUUGAUCUCCUUCACAGAGCCGUUGGACACUUUGAAUUGCGGAAGGAUGGUGCUAUGCCACGUGAGGUCAUGCGAGAUCAGCAGCUUUGUGAAAAGCUUACCACAUUAUGCUCUGUCCCAGGCACAUUAAAGACGCUGUCGCGCUAUGCUGUGCGCCACAGCUUGGGUAUGCAGUUCCUACCAGAGGCGGUGAAGGAACUACCUCUGCCAGAAUCUCUGAAAGAAUAUGUCUUGCUUAAAUGAUGGCUUCCCCUUUUUUUUGUAGGAUUGUGUUAACUGGGCAUAUUGGUGGGCCACCGUGGCGUUUCUCUCCUGGCAUUUCAUCCUUACAGUAGCAGCAGCAGCAGCACAGAAUAGGGUUCACAGAUGGGCCAAUCUAUAGCCGCAGGAGUCGGCUGGCGACGUCUGUGGUUUUGUCCAGUCCUUUCCCUUAGCUUCUCUAUUUGCUGUAGUAACCUUCUGACCUUUUUUCAGUGGAGGCUAGGAAAUUACUUCUCUGGCCUUUUAUGGCUAGGAGGCCAAGUGAAGCAGGCCUGUGUUCCAGCUCCUGAAGAAGACCUCUUCCUAAAUCCAGGAUUUGACUUCUGUUCUCUGUGAAACAAUCACAGAGCCAGUUGUCUCCUGGUACUGCAAAACAAGCUGGGGUGGAUGAAGAAUGGCAACGUUUGCUUUAUUUAAACUCAUUACAUGCAUCAAAGCAUUUGAGUAAUCCAGUCUUCCUCUUCAUUUUGCUCUCUUAAGUCAGCCUGUCCAUACAUUUCAUUUUUUGUCUAUUGGUAAAUGAUUACCUUUCAGGAAUGUAACGGCUUAAUGAAUUUGAAUAAAGAAAUCUGGUGAGCUGAUCAGCUCCUGUAGAGAGAUUAAGGGCUGUUCUCUUUUACAUUAGCUCCUUUGAAUCUCUCACAUCCAGCUGCAGAGGUGCUCAGCAAGUGGAAAGGGAAGAGUUCUCUUAGAAGACCAAGAACAGAGAAUUGCAGCAAUUUGGGAACUGAAGCCAAAAAGGUUCUUCAGAGUGGGUGUGGGCAUGCAGUUGGCCUUUUUGCGUCUCCUUAAAAUAGCCACGUGAUUCCAGAAAAUACCUUUUUGCAUUAAGGAGAUGCCUGUCAGGUGCUUUGGUUUAAGUGCACAGUUGGUGCCUCCUUCACUCAGAUGCGUAAUUCUUACAGUUGUUUGGAUCACUUGGCUGCUGUGAGCCCAGGAAAAGACACUGCUUCUUUAAGGAGGCACUACCAGGAGUGAUGUGCAUGCCCACCCCUGCUCCAGGGCAUCAUUUUGGUUUAGGAUCUCGAGUGCUGCACUUUGUUAAUCUGGGUCAUCUUUUGCUGUUGCUCUGGACCAGCUCUGUGUAUCACAGAACAAAGUGACAGAAAUCUGAGGAGGAGACGAUGGAGUGUGUUGCCUCAGCCUGGGUGAGGCAUCUGUGGCAGAUGAGGUGGGGCUGGGGAGGAAGGAACAAGUUCCCUAACUCAGUCUUUCUUUGCAGUGCUAGUUUGUAUGUAGAACCAUAGAAAGUAACAUUCAGGAGCAGGCUGUCAGAAACCUGUAGCCUGACUGGCUCGCCAUACUCUCACCCCAUCAAGACCAUUUGUAGAGAUUGUUGUUCCCUGAGUGACUGAAAGAAGCAAGUCAGCAGUGCUUGUUCUGAAGGCAUACUAAUGACAAUGGCGGCUUUAUAUCUUGCAUCAUGAUAAGGAAAUUUUUCCUGCCCACAGUGUAUGCGUUUACAUAUUUUAUUCACAGCUUUAAAACUUUCCAGAAUAAUAUUUCGCUUACUUUGCAGCUCCAGACAAUGCUGCUAGGCUCAUAUUGAGCCUAGCAACAAUGGAACUAUCUAGUAUAGUCAAUUUCUGGCUUGCCUGUAGAUUCUUUAUGAUUGUACAGUUCUAGUUUGCACAAGUGAAGAAAUGGCAAAUAAGUAUUCAUUUUUGAAGAAAUUAAGGCUUCCAACUGUUUGAAGGUGUCCCCCUAUCUGGCACAAAUCCCACAGUAUUUUAAAAUACAUUUCUUUUCUUGCCAUACAAUUAUGAUUGUAAUUCUCUAUUUUGUGGCAGGCUUCUGUUGCUUCCAUGCCUUGAUCUGUCUUAAUCAAAGUGGAAAAUUGGGGAUGGCAAGGCUAAUUUAUUAAGUCCUGUAUCUGUAAUUUCUUAAAAUGUUGAUCACUGUAAAGUUGUAGAUGUGUAAAAUUGUAGACGUGUUUCUUUCAAAAAUAAUUCUCUUUGCCCAGACAAAUGAAGCAGCAUCCUUAUGAAUGCAGGGGCUUUAAGUGCCAAGAGCCCCACUGAGCAAGUCAUUGGCCAGAGUUUGCGGGCAUCAUAGUUACAACCACUGUUUUACCUGCUAUUUGGCUUGGAAAUGGAAUUUCCAAUUACAAUUACAAUUUCAGAAGUGGAAUUGUAAUUUCUGAAAAUAAGCCUGUUUCUUGGAUAUUCCCUCAAGAUUGUAGUACUGGCUGUCACAUUGAUUCCUGGAGUGUCUCCUCCCCUGCUUAGGAUAAUAUCCUUGCUUCUAUUUAGAAGAAGGGGAGAUGAGAAUUAGAAACCCAAACACCUGUCUUGAAAAUUAGGCAAUGUGAGAAUAACUGUAUCAACUGGUGAAAUAAUCAGUGUUGUAUGUUAUGACUCUGGACUUUGGAAUCUACUUAAUGUGAACAGAGCCAUCAUUCUGUUCAGAUGUAUUUCCUUUCUUACUGCUCAGGCAAACUGACAAUAGAAUGGCACAGUCUACACCUUUCAUGCAGGAUAGGGAUAUGAAAAAGCAGUCUGUACAUAAAACAUCUGCAUUUGGAUAAUCGGUCACCACAGCUGAAGCAUGCAUUUUUAGUGUUUAGGUCCAUAUACAGAACAAAAUGGGUCUGUUCUGUUCAAUAUAGGAGUUGGCUCACAGCCAUUUGGAGGAGGAGGGGAGAGAGAAAGCAAAGUGUAGCUACCUUGCCGCCUUUGCCCCAGGAAAUCACUCUAGGAUUCAGAUUUUGUUUUAGCCAAAACCCAACAACCACAACUUUGCAGAUUUUAUUUCUGCUGAACUGCAGCUGAACCAAGAUGAUUGGGAAAAUUUUCAAAAUACAUUUUUUUCCUGUUUCAUGCAUACCCCGCCCCAAGGAAUAAUUAAGUAUGAUACGGUCCUCUUUCCCUCUGCUAUCUCUUCUGUUCUGUAGAGCUGGAUUUGCUUACAAAAAAAAAUCAUGCUGUAAGCUCAAAGUACUCUUUUUGAAGUGCUUGGUUGUGGAGGAAAGUUUGUUUAGUGAGGAGAUGACUUGGAUAUUAAAAGCUUGUUGAUUAAAUUUA